Molecule: messenger RNA, 462 nt
Organism: Bipolaris maydis ATCC 48331
Lineage: Eukaryota; Fungi; Ascomycota; Dothideomycetes; Pleosporales; Pleosporaceae
Source: RefSeq, a predicted model, not a curated record
AUGCAGUUCACUACCAUUGCCUCCCUCCUCUUUGCUGCCAGCGGCCUUGCCAGCGGCGCCUCCCUCCGUCCUCGCCAGGACGCCUGUGACUAUCACACAGCGGGUGACUGGACCUGGAGGAUCAGCCGAUUUGUCGGUCGCAAGCCCGAAGGUACCUACUACAACAUGAUUUCUUUCCAUGUUGCGUCCACCAACCCGGGAUCUUCUCUCGAGGUUGCCUGUACCGCCAGUGCCGACCGCAUGGAGGACAGCGUCUUCUAUUCAUGUGGCACCGACGGCUUCGAAUUUGCCUUCGUGAAUGAAUACAACGGCUUGAUUUUCAAGUACGGCACCGACAACCCGAUUAUGGGCACUGUUACUCUCCCUAUCGUCUGCCGUGCGGGCGGCGCAGGCCCUAACGACCAAGUCUGCGAGACUUUCCAGGAUCGCUGCGUUACGCUUCUUGCCCACCCUAGCAAAUAA